Molecule: messenger RNA, 753 nt
Organism: Nakaseomyces glabratus
Lineage: Eukaryota; Fungi; Ascomycota; Saccharomycetes; Saccharomycetales; Saccharomycetaceae
Gene: PRE8
Product: proteasome core particle subunit alpha 2
Biological process (GO): proteasomal protein catabolic process; ubiquitin-dependent protein catabolic process
Cellular component (GO): proteasome core complex, alpha-subunit complex; proteasome core complex
Source: RefSeq, a predicted model, not a curated record
AUGGCUGAUCGUUACUCAUUCUCGCUGACCACUUUUUCCCCCAGCGGUAAGCUGGGUCAGAUUGACUAUGCCUUGACUGCGGUGAAGCAAGGUGUUACCUCCCUGGGUAUCAAGGCCACUAAUGGUGUUGUAAUUGCCACUGAGAAGAAGUCCAGCUCUCCAUUGGCGCUGACUGAGACGCUGUCGAAGGUGUCGCUGCUGACACCGGACAUUGGUGCUGUGUACUCCGGUAUUGGCCCGGACUACAGGGUGCUGGUGGACAAGUCUCGGAAAGUCGCACAUACGAAUUACAAGAGGAUAUACGGGGAGUACCCGCCUACAAAGCUUUUGGUCUCCGAGAUUGCCAAAAUCAUGCAGGAGGCUACACAGUCCGGUGGUGUGAGGCCCUUCGGCGUGUCUUUGCUUGUGGCGGGCUACGACGAACAUAACGGGUACAGUUUAUACCAGGUGGAUCCAUCUGGUUCCUACUUUCCAUGGAAGGCUACUUCCAUCGGUAAAGGCUCCACUGCGGCAAAGACUUUCCUGGAGAAAAGAUGGAAUAAUGAGCUAGAGUUAGAGGACGCUAUACAUAUUGCACUUUUGACUUUGAAAGAGUCCGUGGAAGGUGAAUUUAAUGGCGACACUAUAGAAAUAGCUGUCAUCGGAGAACCUAACACCGAUCUUCUCGGAUACAAAGGUGUAGAAAAGGAUAAGGGCCCAAGAUUCAGAACAUUGUCCACCCAGGAGAUUAAUGACAGGUUGGAAGCACUUUAA